Messenger RNA from Diaporthe amygdali, 531 nucleotides. RefSeq lists its product as uncharacterized. The transcript is spliced from 2 exons. NCBI's taxonomy places the organism in Eukaryota, Fungi, Ascomycota, Sordariomycetes, Diaporthales, Diaporthaceae. The coding region runs from base 1 to 531 and encodes 176 amino acids. The record is from RefSeq and is a predicted model, not a curated record.
AUGGCGCAGACCACAUCACCCGUCUCUAUAUUCACUUGGCCAACCCCAAUAUGCCCAUCGCUCGCGCGGAAGAAGCAGCGCCCGGCCAAUAUACGCAGACAGGCUUCGCCCGUCGUUAACAUUUCAAAGUCGAGUUCGCCGCCUUCUCAGUAUCAUUGGAGAUUCUCAGCAGCGUCCGUCCAAAUCAGCACGGAAUCAUUGUGCUCUUCGGAAUACUCUGGGAAAUUCGCCGUCGAAAGGAAUAUAUCGCGGUGGAAAUGGCUGUGCUCCGGUGACCUUGGCACGGACGGGGUUCCAGAUCGAUGGCAGAAAAAAUGGCUGGGAAUGGAGAAGGACACGUCCCGUGAAGACCCGCCGUUUUUGCUACAACAGUGGUUGGAGGAGAUUUCCUUUGAUCCAAACCGUAACGCAGAAUUCACGAAGCAGUAUAUUACCAGGGUCGGUGAUCUUGUCGCAAGCAUGCUGAAGUUCGAGCCAUCGGCAAAGGCUCAGGCAAAGGAGGUUCUGGCGGGUUCGUGGUUCAGGCAUUAG